Messenger RNA from Penicillium egyptiacum, 1326 nucleotides. The record is from the annotation of a GenBank genome assembly. Lineage: Eukaryota; Fungi; Ascomycota; Eurotiomycetes; Eurotiales; Aspergillaceae.
AUGAAUGAACCGCUCCGCCCCGGCCUUCAGCCUAUAUCCCAUCUCAAGGCUGGGCCGACAACCUCCAGCUCCACAUCCACCGCGCUGCCUUCCCCGACAACGCUCCAACCUCCUUCGCGUCCUUCAUCUCGACUCCGUACACAAAAAUCUUCUGGUAAAGAUGACCCGGACUCCGCUAGCAACAAGGCCACUACUGCCCUGAUCCGACGCGUCCUGUGCCCGCAGACAAGCAACUACGGAGCGACUUCCCCACAGCCUCCGGAAGAGCUGUUACCUCCCCUCACGAGCUCCAAUGACGUUGAUCGUCAACUCUACGCCCUUCUCGCCAUCAUAAUAAAAGAAUUUGUUUAUUCGUGGUACUCGAAGAUUACCCCCGAUCAGGCUCUUGUGAAUGAAGUUCUACAAGUAAUUGCGCAUUGCACGCGUGCACUCGAGCAGAGGCUGCGCCAAAUCGACGUUGCACAACUAGCCCUUGACGAGAUUCCUGGCCUGGUGGAAGCACAUGUACUCUCGUACAGACUGGCCAGGCAACAGUCACAUCUUUCUGGUCUACCGACGUCGUACCGUACGCUCUAUCAUGAGCUAAAUCCGCACCCCGGUCUUUCUCCAGUACCUGAUCCAGGGGAUCCAGAUACGAUCGCCGAGCAGAUAGAGAACGAAGCGGUCUACCGGCGACUACUCGCCAAUGGUAUUCUAGCAGUUCUUCUUCCAACGGAAGACCUCGAGAAUAGCAGUCUCCGGGCGCUGGUCGUUGAUGUUAUAGCCGAUCUGCUCCUGGGAAACCAAGUCAGUGGCAGGGCAUGCGAAGGAUGGUUCAUUUGGGACAAUAUAGGCAAACUCGCCGCUCAAGUGGGACCCCGUCAAACGCAAGAUAACACAAAGUCCGCCCAGGAAUCUCAAAUCAACCGAUUAGAAAAGUUUGGCUUGCUUUCAACCGACGAUGAGCUCCUAGAGCAACCAUCGACAUUGUUCUCGGGCACCACUUGGAUAUGGAACCUUCUACAGGGGAUUUAUCUUGGUUACGUCGUCUUGCGUUUCAUUGCCAUGGGUUUAUUUCGUGUCGUAUCGAAUCCAGGCCCUUUUCCACACGGUGUCGGUGUUUCACUUGCCUCAACCGUCAACCAGAAAAGAGAUGGGAUGGAGUCUUCAGAUGUCAUCACAAGUAGGCGCCCGGUUCUCGACUACCGGAUAUAUUCCAUGGUUUCGCAGAUACUGGGAAUCUCAUGGAGAAUGCCAUGGCUGAGUGGGUUGCUCGCCUUAUUCCAACAUCUUAUUUUGGCAGGCCCAGGCAGGGUCGGUGCUACGGACGGAAUCAUUGAUAGGUGA